Molecule: messenger RNA, 1941 nt
Organism: Syzygium oleosum
Lineage: Eukaryota; Viridiplantae; Streptophyta; Magnoliopsida; Myrtales; Myrtaceae
Product: cytochrome P450 CYP749A22-like
Exons: 5
Coding region: 110-1720 (536 amino acids)
Molecular function (GO): iron ion binding; oxidoreductase activity, acting on paired donors, with incorporation or reduction of molecular oxygen; heme binding
Source: RefSeq, a predicted model, not a curated record
AGCAUUUCGAACCACCCCUCAUGGGACCGAAACCAAAGGACUACAAGAAUCAGUCCAAUGGUAGUUUAAGUUCAUAGCUCUGUAAAACAGCUCCACUCGCGAAAGAAACAUGGAUUUCCUCAGAAAUGGUGUGUUGCUCUCAUUGUCCUCUCUGGUUCUUUCUCUUCUCUUGGCUCUUGUUAUCAAAAUGCUGCACAAACUAUGGUGGAUUCCAAUUCAAAUGCAAAGAAAGAUGGCUGCCCAAGGAAUCAAAGGUCCAGCUUACGGGUUCUUCCAUGGAAGCACCACAGAGAUGCUUCGAAUGAAGAGGGAAGCCACCAGCAGACCCAUGAGCCUUUCUCACGAUAUUUUCCCUUACGUCCAGCCUCACUUCCACAAGUGGGCUCAAACUUAUGGGAGAAAUUUCUUGGUGUGGCAUGGCCCUCAAGCUUUCCUAGUUGUCUCGGAUCUGGACAUGGUUAAAGAGGUACUUAAUGAUAAAGACCACACUUUUUCAAAAAUUUUCCUCCAAGACCAAGUGAAGAAGCUUGUAGGUGAUGGACUGGUGACAUCUGAAGGCGAGCAAUGGGCAAAGCACCGAAAGCUGGCGAAUUUCGCUUUUCACGGGGGAAGUCUGAAGGUACAUUUGAGACAUUAUUUGUAUGCUGGCCAUGGGAGCCUUGCUUCCAAAACAAACAUGAGUAUGGUUCCGGCAAUGGUGGACUGUGCUCAUAUUAUGAUCCAGAGAUGGCGUGAUCGAGAAUGCCUGGAAAUCGAUGUUUAUGAAGAAUUUAAACUGUGCACAUCGGAUGCAAUAUCGAAAACUGCAUUUGGGAGCAGCUACGUUGAAGGCAAAACUGUUUUUGAGAACGUGGUUAAGUUGGGAUUGACAAUGGCAAAAGCUUCUUCACAAAUAAGAUUACCUGGAGUCAGUAAGCUCUGGAAACCGACUUUUGAGAUUGAGGCAGAGAAACUUGAGAAAGGGUUACGAGAAGCUGUGUUAAAGAUUAUCAAAAGAAGACAACAGAAGAUGAAUUCCGGAGAGAUGGAGAGCUACGGGAAUGAUUUCCUAGGGUUACUUUUAACGGCUAUGCACGAUGUUGAUGAGAACAAGAAAAUCACAUUCGAUAAUGUAAUUGCUGAGUGCAAGACGUUCUAUUCUGCUGGAUUUGAAACCUUAAGCUCAUUACUCGCAUGGACAGUCUUCCUCCUAGCAAUUCACACUGAUUGGCAACAAGAAGCAAGGAAGGAGGUCCUUGAUACACUUGGAGAUCAAGAUCCCGAUUUCAAUGGAACUACAAAGCUCAAGAAGAUGGGCAUGAUCAUAAACGAAUCUCUCCGCUUAUAUCCUCCAGGAGUCGGUGUCCCUAGAAAAGUGACUAGGCAAGCAAAACUCGGUGAUCUCAUUCUUCCUGCAGGUAUAAUGGUACACAUACCAAUCCUAAAGAUUCACCACGACCCUCAAAUUUGGGGAGAUGAUGCACAUCUUUUCAAGCCAGAGAGAUUCUCAGAAGGAGUUGCUAAGGCUACAAACAACAAUCCUGCGAAAUUCCUUCCCUUUGGCCUUGGACCCAGAAAUUGUGUUGGCCUGAAUUUCGCGACAGUUGAAGCUAAAAUUGUUCUUGCUAUGAUUCUGCAGCGAUUCAGUUUCACCCUCUCCCCUGCUUAUGUCCACUCCCCUGUCGAACUUCACAAUUCUCGCCCUCAAUAUGGAGUUCAGGUUAUCCUCAAUGCAACAUAGUGUGAACUGCGAAGAUGUAUAUGUGUAAGUGGGCGAAAAAACAGGAUGCACGUGUAUGCUUUUGCUGUUUUAAGACUUAACCAGAACUGGGACCACCUGCCGAGUUAAUUGGCACAGAUAGGUGCCUUUCCUGAUUGAGAUCGUGCAAUUUGGCCUCUAUAAUGCAUUCUACUGUGAUUACAUGGGUGUUUGAUCAGAAUAUGCCACUUUUCUUUUGCCCA